AUGUAUUCGGAUGAUGACCGUUGUACCAUUCUCGAUAACUUUCAACAUGGCUCGAAUCAAGGAGUAUCACAGAGUGCUGAUAAUAAGAUUACCAAGGAAUUAAUGCAAACCAUUGAGUUGUAUAACUCUGUAAAUGGAUCUUUUACUCAUACCUCUCCUAUGGCGGAUGGAAAAGUAAUUUUAGUGGGAGACAGUAUGGUUGGAAAAACUUCCUUAUUUGUGAGAAUUAUUAGGAAUGUAUUCAGCAACAACUAUCGCCCUACGAUUGGCAUGGAUUUCAACAUCAAAAAAUACAAAAUUUUAGAUAUUCCUUUUUCAGUUGUGCUGUGGGAUACAGCUGGUCAAGAGAGAUUCAAAAGUCUUUCCACUUCAUAUCAUCGUGGAGCAAGUGCUUGUAUUUUAACCUUUGAUCUGAAUAGUCCUGAAACACUUCAUUCCAUAAAAAAUUGGUACAACCAAGUGAAGGCAUAUGCAGAAGAGCCAAAUAUUAAAUGGUAUUUGAUAGGAACAAAGUGUGACCUUGUUAAGCAUGUGGAUGACAGAGAGGUACAACAAAUUGCAGAUGAGCUGAAAGCAGAGUAUUGGGAAGUAUCUUCAAAGGAUGGCAUUAAUGUUGAAAAAUUGUUUAAUAGAGUUGCCUUUAUUGCGUGGAAAGACAAACUUGAGAAAUGGAAGGAGGUCAAUUCCGUCCAAGAUAAGAAAGAUCAAGAAAAUCAACCGCAAGUUCAUGUCAACCUGGACAAAUCCAACUCUUCGACUCAACCAGGAAGCAAUGGCGGAGGCUCAACUAAUAAUGGUGGGUCUUCAUCUCAGCCGUCAUGCCCUUGUUAA
Messenger RNA from Naegleria fowleri, 831 nucleotides. RefSeq lists its product as uncharacterized. The record is from RefSeq and is a predicted model, not a curated record. Gene Ontology annotation, molecular function: GTP binding; GTPase activity. NCBI's taxonomy places the organism in Eukaryota, Heterolobosea, Eutetramitea, Acrasida, Naegleriidae. The transcript is spliced from 8 exons. Bases 1 to 831 code for a protein of 276 amino acids.